This is a messenger RNA of Tupaia belangeri chinensis (Chinese tree shrew), 5852 nucleotides long. It is a transcript of the gene HHIP, whose product is annotated as hedgehog interacting protein. The transcript is spliced from 13 exons. NCBI's taxonomy places the organism in Eukaryota, Metazoa, Chordata, Mammalia, Scandentia, Tupaiidae. The coding region runs from base 393 to 2495 and encodes 700 amino acids. The record is from RefSeq and is a predicted model, not a curated record.
ACUCUCGUUACGCGGGCACGUGAACCUCGGUGACCGUCUUCUCCUCUCCGUCCUCCUCCUCUUGCAACUCCUCCUACUCCUCCCACUUCCCCGCUGCAGCAGGAAGCCCCUAACCCAACUGACACUGGCACGACCGCGCACGGUGUCAUCUGCACAAGUUUAUCCCGCUCCCGCGCCUCCCCUAAGGCGUUGGACCCAUCGCCGCCUCCUCUUUGAUUUUUUGGCAAAGUUGCAUCGCGCGACAUAGUUUCUUCGCCCCUGCCACCUCUCUGUGGCUCCCGAGUGCCCCGCCACCCCGCAGCCUGCUCCCGGGGCUGCGCCCUAGUGCCCCUGCUGGGCAGUGGCGUCCCCCCCUUCCUCGCGUGCCCAGCCCCUGCCGCUCCGAGCAGACGAUGCUCAAGAUGCUCUCCUUCAAGCUGCUGCUGCUGGCCGUGGCUCUGGGCUUCUUUGAAGGAGAUGCUAAGUUUGGGGAAAGAAGCGAAGGGAGCGGAGCCAGGAGGAGAAGGUGCCUCAAUGGGAACCCCCCGAAGCGCCUGAAAAGGAGAGACAGGCGGAUGAUGUCCCAGCUGGAGCUGCUGAGUGGCGGAGAGGUGCUGUGUGGUGGCUUCUACCCGCGGCUGUCCUGCUGCCCGCGGAGUGACAGCCCGGGGCUGGGGCGCCUGGAGAACAAGAUAUUUUCUGUUACCAACAACACCGAAUGUGGGAAGUUACUGGAGGAAAUCAAAUGUGCACUUUGUUCUCCAUAUUCUCAGAGCCUGUUCCACUCACCUGAGAGAGACGUCUUGGAAAGAGACCUAGUACUUCCCCUGCUCUGCAAAGACUAUUGCAAAGAAUUCUUUUAUACUUGCCGGGGCCAUAUUCCAGGUUUCCUUCAAACAACUGCGGAUGAGUUUUGCUUUUACUAUGCCAAAAAAGAUGGUGGGUCGUGCUUUCCAGAUUUUCCAAGAAAACAAGUCCGAGGGCCGGCAUCCAACUACUUGAAUCAGAUGGAAGAAUAUGACAAAGUGGACGAGAUCAACAGAAAGCACAAACACAACUGCUUCUGUAUUCAGGAGGUUGUGAGUGGGCUACGGCAGCCUGUUGGUGCCCUGCACAGUGGGGACGGCUCGCACCGUCUCUUCAUUCUGGAAAAAGAAGGCUAUGUGAAGAUAUUUACACCUGAAGGAGAAAUUUUCAAGGAGCCUUACUUGGACAUUCACAAACUUGUUCAAAGUGGAAUAAAGGGAGGAGAUGAAAGAGGACUGCUAAGCCUUGCAUUCCAUCCCAAUUACAAGAAAAAUGGAAAGCUCUACGUGUCUUAUACCACCAACCAAGAACGGUGGGCUAUCGGGCCUCAUGACCACAUUCUUCGGGUUGUGGAGUACACAGUAUCCAGGAAAAACCCCCACCAAGUUGAUCCAAGAACAGCCAGAGUGUUUCUCGAAGUUGCAGAACUCCACCGGAAGCAUCUGGGUGGACAGCUGCUCUUCGGCCCUGAUGGCUUUUUGUACAUCAUUCUCGGUGAUGGGAUGAUCACACUGGAUGAUAUGGAAGAGAUGGAUGGGUUAAGUGAUUUCACAGGCUCGGUGCUCCGGCUGGACGUGGACACAGACAUGUGCAGCGUGCCAUACUCCAUCCCGAGGAGCAACCCGCACUUCAACAGCACCAACCAGCCCCCCGAAGUGUUUGCCCAUGGGCUCCAUGACCCAGGCAGAUGUGCCGUGGACCGACAGCCCACUGAUAUAAACAUCAAUUUAACCAUACUUUGUUCAGACUCCAAUGGAAAAAACAGAUCAUCAGCCAGAAUCCUCCAAAUCAUAAAGGGGAAAGAUUAUGAAAGUGAGCCAUCACUUUUAGAGUUCAAACCAUUCAGCAAUGGCCCUUUGGUUGGUGGAUUUGUUUACCGAGGCUGCCAGUCUGAAAGACUAUAUGGAAGCUAUGUGUUUGGCGAUCGUAAUGGGAAUUUCUUAACUCUCCAACAAAGUCCUGUGACCAAGCAAUGGCAAGAAAAACCACUCUGUCUUGGCACUAGUGGUUCCUGUAGAGGCUACUUUUCGGGUCACAUCUUGGGAUUUGGAGAAGAUGAAUUAGGUGAAGUUUACAUAUUAUCAAGCAGCAAAAGUAUGACUCAGACUCACAAUGGAAAACUCUACAAAAUCGUAGAUCCCAAAAGGCCUUUAAUGCCUGAGGAAUGCAGAGCCACAGUCCAGCCUGCGCAGACGCUGACCUCGGAGUGCUCCCGGCUCUGUCGGAAUGGCUACUGUACCCCCACCGGCAAGUGCUGCUGCAGUCCAGGCUGGGAGGGGGACUUCUGCAGAAUCGCAAAAUGUGAGCCAGCAUGUCGUCAUGGAGGUGUCUGUGUUAGACCGAACAAGUGCCUCUGCAAAAAAGGCUAUCUUGGUCCUCAAUGUGAACAGGUGGACAGAAACAUCCGCAGAGUGACCAGGGCAGGUAUUCUUGAUCAGAUCAUUGACAUGACAUCUUAUUUGCUGGAUCUAACAAGUUACAUUGUAUAGUUCAUGGGACUGUUUGAAUAUUCCUUUCCAACGGGCAUUUAUUUUCUAUCCUGUCAUUAAAAAGAAAGACUGUUAUCCUGCUACACACUCCUGUGAUUUCAUUUUUCUUUUAUUAACUUAAAAGUAAUUUCCAGAAAUGUGCAGAUCCUCUGUGUGUACGCUGGCACGUUUGUUCACAUAUGCACGUACACACACACACACUCAUAACCCCUACACCUUUCGUUGCAUAACAGAUGGGUUUUAAAAACAUAUAUAUACUUCCUUGUGUGGAGUAAUUUACACAGAAAUUCCAUUGUAAAAUGAUAACGGAAUUUUUAUGUCACCAGAAGAGAUUAUUUGACUUUCCAGGAAUUUUCUGUCUGUAAUAACUACAGUCAACUUUAAUGGAGUUUUGAAACAUCGCUGUGCAGUCUGAUGGCUCUAAUAAAAAAGAGGCAAUAUUUUUAUAUUAAAGGACUAUAAUAUGAGAGAACAUUUCAGAACUCCCUGAUGAAUUACCAAAUGAGCAACUUGAUAUAAAACUGUAAUCUUCCUUUUUAUCCAUGUAUCUGAUUACAAAAUGUUAUACACUUACCUUUUUAUUGGCAGAGAAAUCUGGUUACUCCAGCUUAAUCUCAAGAUUGUUUUCACAUGUUUUAUAAUUAAAUCAUAACAGCAUAGUUUAAAAUCAAUCUUCCUAAAAGGUCUGCUUUUAUUAUAUAUUUUAUUUAACAAUAGGCACUGGGUUUGUGUUACAUAUUUAUAUUUUUCAUUUUAUUUUUAUAAUAUAGACAUCACCUAGAUGAAACACCUUUACCCUGUCCUGUAAAAUACUAAAGUUACAUUUUUCACCAACUUAAUUGGAAAGAAGGGGAGUGAGAAAGCAAACAGUCUUUAAUGUGCUGUGGAUCUAAUCUAGCAAUGUGUCCUUGUGCCAACAUGUAAUCAUUAACGACGGAUGAAAAAGCAAGAAAACAGCCAGUUCUUAUAAAAUUCCAGCAUUAAACAUUUGUAAAAUGCUUUUCACCAUAGCAAAAUUGUCAGAGUAUAUGUGAUUAGAAUGUUGCAGAUUUCAGUGAAUUGAACCUCACUGGAGAAGCGUUCACUUGUUUUUAACAAAUCUUGGCUAUGUCAGCUUGUACACAUUUUUAAUAUAAGCAAUUCUUGCCGAAUAUGACUUUUAAUGUAUAUGUUCCUUCAGAACUCAAUGAAAAUACUCUCUGGUUAAUGUGUCAAUAAAUUUUCUGUAAGUGUUCGGUUCAGGUUUUUAAGGAAACAAUAUGUUCUAACUUCAAACUGAAAGGAUUCUGGUAGACACUUUCCUUGAUGGUUUUUGAGGUCAGCUCUCUGCAUUUGGGUUUUGAACAAAAUUAUAAGGCCUCUUUGCACUACUGAAAAAACACCUCUACUCAUGACAAACACACGCCCCCUCUAGUUGUUCUUCUGUAAACAUCUAUUCCUCUAGAAUCUAAAUUGUAGAGUAGUAUAGAUUAGGCAGCGUUAGUCGAUUUCCAAUCCUCCUUCUUACCUUUAGGAAUAUUAGCCUUCAUUUAAGAAAAAGGAGAAAAAAAAAAAAAAACUUGUGGCUAGUACUUCUCUAUUGUUUUAAAGUGAGAGAUUUGCAAUUAAACCACAGUGAGGAUUUAUAUAGAAACCACAAUGUCAAAAGAUUGGUUAAGUACACUGCUCUUGUCUUCCAUAUAUGAUUACUUAAGUUCCAAGUGACCUCAUGCCGAAUGGAAAUGGGUUGAGAAAUCCUGGUUCAGUGCUUAGUGAACAAUAGCCUGCAUUAAAAAGUGCAUGCAUAAUUUUGCACAAUUUAGAUUCAAUUGACAGUCUAUUCAAAGAAGUCUCGGGAUUAAAUGAGCAUGGAGACCAAUUUGCCCUCUUACCCCAGUAAAGGGGUGGUCCCUUCUAGUCACACCAACACUUCAUUGGCCCAACAGUGUGACAAAUCUUGCAAUGAACCAUGCAGUAGCCUGCAUCUGUAGGUUAAUAGCAAUCUUUUGUCUCCAUUGCUUUCUCUCCAUAGCGCUUUUACUGAAUUCCAUCACAGAAAGUUUUACAAUUAAAAAAAAAAAAAAAAUGUCCUGACAACCAUUUUUGUAAAUGGACCUUACCAUCUAAUCAUCCCUUAUUCAACGUGGGUGACAUUAACAAAAUGUGAACUUCUUGUGAGGGAGCCAGCUGUCUAAAUCUGUCAAAUUGUGCAGUUUUAUUACACAUUCUCCCGUUCAUAGUUUCACUGAAAACAAUAAGGAUACUGCUAUAUAUUCAGCAAAAUCUGAAAAAAAAAAUCAAGUGUCUCUUUUUACAUCUUUAAUCUUUCCAUCUCUUCCCACAAAGAAAAGGUAUUCUAUUGCCAUUCGUUCUACUAUUUUAAAAUAUCUAUAUUAAAUUGACCAGACCCAGAUUUUUUAUAUAGCUCUUUCCCAAGUGAAAAAGUUUCAAGUGACUUAGAAAAACAUAUGUACCCCAGGUGCCAUUCAUUCCUUGGUCUAUUGUGAGUUGUUAGAAUAAAAGACGAAAUUCUUCUAAAAAAAAGAUAGUGAGAUCCAUGGAUAUUAAACCCAAGCAAAGAAAGUCAAGUCGUUGGUGUCCUUUCUCUCUGUUCUUAGGAGAAAGUAGAUAGUAACAGCUAAUUGAUGGCUACAUAUUUCAAACGAAGUGGUCCAUUCGAAAGGUCUAUUUACCCUUUUCUUUCAAGUAGAUUUUUAAAAAUGCAUGACGGGGGAAUUAUCUUCAGUGAUUCAUGAUGAGAGGCAGGUAGGAAUUGGUCAAGUAGGAGUUGGGAAAAAGUGAUUGUUUCCUCACAUGAAAGGUAGCAUCUACUCAGUUCAGAAAGCACACAAUCUAAAAUGAAAGAAAAAUGUUCUUGGUAUGGCUGUGGAUGUGUAAGGUAAAAAUGAAAUAAAGAAAUAGAAAAAUGUAUAUGAUUAUCCCUUUGUCCACUCUAGAGCUUAAGCUUUGGGUAUCAACUGAAUGUGAAAUGAGGUAACAGUAGUUUUAGAGUUGGAAAUGACCUUUCUACCACUGUUUCUACCAAAUUCAUCCUGGCUCACAGAACCUUGCAUUCUUCCAGUUAUUUAGGGUACAGAAGAGAAAACUCAAUUAGUAGAUCAUUAAAGGCAAAGAAAGAUAGAUUUAAGAACUUCACUGAUGACAACAAUGUUUCCCUCUAUAUUUUUUCUUCUUGAUAUUUUAUUUUAAUAUAGUUAUUGUAAAACAGUUUUUUUUUUAUUAUCAAGAAUUCUUAGGUGAUUUUUAACAUGGGCUGUCACAUAAGGGAAGAUCAAAGAAACCUACACAAAUAGCAUAUAGAAACAACCUGAAUAGAGAACUGUUUUCUUUUUCAUUUACAUGUCUUGGAGCAGUCAC